CGUUGCUUCUGUUUCUUCUGGAGAGAACGAGGGAAGCGACAUCACUGUCUCUACUAGUUCACCUCACACUAACACAACAUUAAAGCUUUUGGGUAAACUAGAUAGGUGACGGGCUCUCACAAUGAUCAUCCCUGUCCGGUGCUUCACGUGCGGGAAGAUCGUGGGUAACAAGUGGGAGGCAUACCUUGGCCUACUUCAAGCAGAGUACACUGAGGGUGAUGCCCUUGAUGCCCUGGGCCUGAAGAGAUACUGUUGUCGGCGGAUGCUUCUUUCUCAUGUGGAUCUUAUUGAGAAAUUAUUGAAUUAUGCUCCAUUGGAGAAGUGAUUGUAACUGGCUACCUUCAAGAAUGACAUGGACAUUUAGGGGCUGUGGCGUGGACUGAUUGAGUGUCCAUGCCACAGCCCUGUUAAAAUAUUUAUGUGAUAACAAAUGGCAACUCAAGUAGACUUCUGGAACAUUAGUUUGUGCACCUUUUUUGAUAAAAAAAGUUUUUUUCUAAAUAAAGCUGUUGAAUGAAAUUGUUA
Messenger RNA from Anoplopoma fimbria (sablefish), 525 nucleotides. It is a transcript of the gene polr2l, whose product is annotated as RNA polymerase II, I and III subunit L. Gene Ontology annotation, biological process: transcription by RNA polymerase I; transcription by RNA polymerase II; tRNA transcription by RNA polymerase III. Gene Ontology annotation, molecular function: zinc ion binding; DNA-directed RNA polymerase activity; DNA binding. Gene Ontology annotation, cellular component: RNA polymerase II, core complex; RNA polymerase III complex; RNA polymerase I complex. The coding region runs from base 122 to 325 and encodes 67 amino acids. NCBI's taxonomy places the organism in Eukaryota, Metazoa, Chordata, Actinopteri, Perciformes, Anoplopomatidae. The transcript has 3 exons. The record is from RefSeq and is a predicted model, not a curated record.